This is a messenger RNA of Cylindrotheca closterium, 990 nucleotides long. The record is from the annotation of a GenBank genome assembly. Lineage: Eukaryota; Bacillariophyta; Bacillariophyceae; Bacillariales; Bacillariaceae.
AUGGCGUCAACAAGACAGGUUCUCCGUUCUUCUGAAAAUGUUUCAGACUCGUUUGUCAACAAUCGCAAACUUCCACCAAACGAUGAGAACGCCAACCUGACACCACCAAAGCCCCCGCGUUCGGCAUUUAUGUGCUUUACCGAUGCAAAGAAAAAAGAGAUCAUGUCCCAGCAGGGAAUCCGAAAGGAGGAUGACAUUCUGAAAAUUGUUGCCAGAGAAUGGAAAGCCCUCUCCAGUUCGGCUCGGACUCAUUGGGAAGAAGAAGCACGCAAUGAUAAGAUUCGAUUUGUCCAAGAGAAAGCUGCAUACAAAGGCCCAUGGUCAGUCCCGAAACGUCGAGCCAAAAAGCAUCCACUAGCACCAAAGCGUCCCAUGUCUGCUUUUCUGAAGUAUUCACAAACUCGUCGCGCCAAGGUGAAGCAAGAAAACCCAGACAUGAGCAACACCGAUGUUUCAAGACUGCUUGGGGAGAUGUGGAGGAACGCUAGUCCUCGAGAACGAGCACCAUACGUCGAGCAGGAGGAAAGGGAAAGGGCCCUUUAUAAGGAGAAUAUUCGCAAGUGGAGAGACGAUCAAGCAAGAAUGGAUGCUGCGAGUCGCACAAGCCACCAGACAGUGCAGAACUAUCACCAUAACCAGCAUUCACAAGCACAAAUGCCACAACCCAUGCAGCGACCUUACAGAUCGGGGUUCUUCGAUAAUCUUAGAGUCGAUUCUUUUGAUGAGCAAGCAAAGAAGAGCACGUUUGGUCAGUACAUUAACCCGAACCAAACCUAUCAACAAUAUCGACAUCCAUACAAUCCAUCAUCUGCAGGAAAUUUAGACGUUCCUUUGCAUCAUGGAUCGGAACUGGGUGAAAAUGAUUUGCUUCCGCUUCCUAGAGACCCAUUGCCCCUAGAAGAUGAUCCAAUCGUAGAUCAACUCGCCAGUGGCCGCAAUACCUUCUUUUCUGACAAUCUCAAUAUGGGCUAUUAUUCCAGAUAUCCUUAG